Messenger RNA from Bubalus bubalis (water buffalo), 1753 nucleotides. Its product is annotated as cuticle collagen 2. Bases 1 to 756 code for a protein of 251 amino acids. The record is from RefSeq and is a predicted model, not a curated record. NCBI's taxonomy places the organism in Eukaryota, Metazoa, Chordata, Mammalia, Artiodactyla, Bovidae. The transcript has 2 exons.
AUGAGAACGCGCGAAGGGCACCAGGGCCCUAUAAGGCAGGUGCGAGACGAUCCUCCGCCUCCUGUGGCCUGGGGCGCACAGAAGGGAGGACAAGGCGCAGGGGACGGUCCCGAGACCGCAGACGGCCGCUGCAUCCCCCGGCCCCCGCUCCCGGGAAGUGGGCUUCGGGGGGCUCCGGAUUGCCGAGCGAGUGUGCGGUGCGCGCGCCGGAGGUGGCGUCCGGCCGGCACGGGAGGAGGCGGAGAGCGCCCGCCCGGGGCCGCGCGGCCAGUCCCCACCUCCGUUCGGCCUCAGCUGCGGCUGCUCCCGUUAGAUGGCGCUCGAGGCUUUCCGACCGCUAGCGAAGGUGCGCGGGGCCGGGCACACAAAGCCCCGUGGGCCGGGGGCGAACGCAGCCUGCCGGCGAGGGCGCGCGAGGCCGGGCCCCCGCGGCCGCACGCAGGGCCCUGGGCGCGGGAGGGGCGCUCCCGCAGGGACCUCGGCGCGCCGGCCUCAGCGUCCACCUCUUCGACCCUCCGCCCACUCGGGCUCGGCCCCGGGGUCCGGCUGCAUUCCCGGGAGAGAAGCCGCGAGGCUGGCGGGGGCUGCGGGGCGCGGGGCGCGCGAGUGGGACCUGAGGCCCAGACACUAGCCCCGAGAUCGCCCCAGCCCGCUGCUCCUGGACAGGCCGGCCGGCUCUCCGUGAGUCCGGCCUCUGCUUCGCGGGGCAGCAAGCAGGCAGGUGCGGGGUUGGUUGUUGUUGGAACCGUCCGCUGAAAUUGUGGUUCGAGAAGAGGUUUAAUAACGUCCGCUGAAAUUGUGGUUCGAGAAGAGGUUUAAUAAACUUCGUGCGUGCGCAUCUUCAACAGCGCCGGGCAAACUUUCUUACUGCCCCCGGUGCCGGUGGAUCCCGGGGAGGAAGCUCCAACAGCCUCCUUAAAAAAAAAGAAAGAAAGAAAGAAAGAAAGCCCUGGGGACUGGCGCGUGAGAUGUUUCGGUCAAUGUCUAAGUAACUGUAGGGGGGAUUACGGAGCGAGCUUUCUUUCCGCCAAGUUCAGCUCUCCUUCCACCCCCUCCAAGAAAAGUGACUCGCUCGCACUCUCCCGUCCCCUAGGCCCCUCCUCGUGCCUCCUGAGCGAGCCCAGCCGUGGAGAGGGGUGCAUUUCUCGGAGUCGGAACGCGCAGCACCGAGACCUCCUUUGUGCCUGCCCUUGGCUGUGAACUUUCCCGCGCGGCGGGUUCUCCUUUAAGAAAAUAGCGAUCUCCAUGAAUAUUUAAUACAGCGCGAGGGCCGUCCGGGCGGAGGGGAGCCCCGCGCCCGGGUCCCCACGGCCGCGACGCGGACCGGGGGUCCAGGGGCGCGAGCCCAGCCGGGGCGCGCGGCCCGGCGCGUUCAUUUCCAUAAGAAAGCCGGCGGCGCGGUCGGAGAGAGGAUCUGGCCCCCGGUCGCCCUCCCCUGGGGACCCGGUUUUCUGCUAGAAGCGGGCUCGGGAGCUCAGAGUCCCAAGUGUGCGCUUUGGUCUUUGAUGCUAUCGACAAAGUGUGGUUUCAGAUGUUGCCCCGGGUGAGGCCGGUUUCCUGUCUGUGUGUGGAGUGGAUGGAAGGACAGCGCCGGUGUGCAGUGUUCCAGUCAACUAAAUGGACUUGCCUUCAGCCAGGAGGGAGCCAGUUCUGCAGGACAGAACUAAUAUUGGGUCUCCCAGGAAGCUCUUCAUCAAAACAGCCCUUGUCCUUUUGUUUUUGUUUCUGAAUUAAAAAGAUGCCUUUGCCUUCC